Messenger RNA from Miscanthus lutarioriparius, 2388 nucleotides. The record is from the annotation of a GenBank genome assembly. Lineage: Eukaryota; Viridiplantae; Streptophyta; Magnoliopsida; Poales; Poaceae.
AUGGCCGCCUCCGCCUCCGCCUCCCCGCCGCGCCGCCGCCACAGCCACCGCGAUGACGUCUCCCCGCGCCGCCGCAAGCGCCGCGCGUCCCCGUCCCCGUCCCCACCCCGCUCGCCAUCCCCCGGCGUCGACGCGGACCGCCGUCGCAGAUCUAGGGCUUCACCGCCCGAUUCCGACCGCUGCGGCCGCCGCCGCGACGCCAAGCCCUCAGAGGAGAAGGAGAACGGCCACGCCAAGCCCGGAAGGGAUGAGGACGGCGACAACCGCCCUCCCCGGCGCGACAGGGUUUCAGAUGGGGAGGAUGGUGUCGAACGCCGGAGGAUGCGCGAUAGGGUUUCCGACGAUGAGAAGGAGGAAGGCCGUCGGCGCAGGCGGGCUAGGGACGCGGAUGACGAGCCGGACGACCGCCGUGGUAAGCGAGACCGUGAGAGGGAGAGGGACAGCCGGCGCCACCGCCGCCGGAGCCCUAGCUCGGAGUCAGGGUCCUCAUCCGACGACCGUCGCCACCGCCGCCGGCGCCGAGACGAGGGCUCCAGGCGGCGGGAUGACCGUAGGCGAAGGGAGGACGACGGAGACGAGCGCCGGAGAAGCCCUGUGAAGAGGGAGCCGACCCCGCCACUGCCUCCACCACCACCGCUGCUUCCGGAGAUGAUCCCUGGCCGCACGGGUGGGAUCUACAUCCCGCCUUUCCGUAUGGCGCAGAUGAUGCGUGAUGUGGAGGACAAGUCGAGCCCUGAGUAUCAGCGCCUCACCUGGGAUGCUCUCAAGAAGAGCAUCAAUGGGCUGGUGAAUAAGGUGAAUGCGACCAAUAUCAAGAAUAUAGUGCCGGAGCUCUUAGCAGAGAACCUUGUUCGUGGGCGGGGGCUCUUCUGUCAGUCUUGCAUCAAGUCACAGAUGGCCUCACCUGGGUUCACUGAUGUAUUAGCUGCUCUAGUUGCGGUUGUGAAUACCAAGUUCCCUGAGAUUGGGCAGUUGCUUCUUGUUCGUGUUGUGCUCCAGCUGAAGAGGGCAUAUAAGCGAAAUGACAAGCCUCAAUUGCUUGCGGCAACCAAAUUCAUUGCGCACUUGGUAAAUCAGGUGGUGGCACAUGAGCUUUUGGCGCUGGAGCUUCUUACUGUACUCCUGGAAAAUCCAACUGAUGAUAGUGUUGAGGUCGCUGUGGGGUUUGUCAAAGAGUGUGGGGCAAUGCUGCAGGACUUGUCUCCUCAAGGGCUUCAUGCUAUUUUUGAAAGAUUUCGAGGCAUUCUUCAUGAAGGAGAAAUAGACAAGAGAGUGCAGUUUCUUAUUGAAGGCCUUUUUGCAAUCAGAAAGGCUAAAUUCCAGGGUUUCCCAGCCAUCCGUCCAGAGCUGGAUCUAGUGGAGCAGGAGGACCAGUUUACACAUGAGAUAUCCCUUGAAGAUAACCUAGACCCUGAGACCAAUCUAAAUGUUUUCCGGGCAAACCCCAAUUUUGUUGAAGAUGAGAAGGCAUAUGAGAAUCUAAAGAGAAGCAUCCUGGGAGCAGAGUCUUCUGAAGAUGAAGAAGGAUCAGAUGCUGCUUCUGAUGAUGAUGAAGAUGAGGAAGAAUCCGAUGAAGAGGAUGAGGAACAAAUGGAGAUAAGGGAUAGAACAGAGACGAAUCUUGUGAAUCUUAGAAGAACAAUAUAUUUGACUAUUAUGUCCAGUGUUGAUUUUGAAGAAGCUGGGCACAAGCUUAUGAAAAUUAAGCUUGAGCCUGGUCAAGAGAUGGAGCUGUGCAUUAUGCUUCUUGAGUGUUGCAGUCAGGAGAGAACAUACCUUCGUUAUUAUGGGCUGCUAGGACAGCGAUUUUGCAUGAUCAAUAAAGUGUACCAAGAAAACUUUGAAAAAUGCUUUGUGCAACAAUAUUCGAUGAUUCAUCGUCUUGAAACAAACAAGUUGAGGAAUGUUGCCAAGUUCUUUGCACAUUUGUUGGGGACUGAUGCGCUCCCUUGGCAUGUUUUGGCUUACAUCAGGUUGACAGAGGAAGACACGACAUCAUCUUCUCGAAUUUUUAUAAAAAUUCUAUUCCAAGAAUUAUCGGAGCACCUGGGCAUACGCCUACUCAAUGAGAGGCUGAAUGAUCCUAACAUGCAAGGUUCCUUCGAGUCUAUCUUCCCAAAGGAUCAUCCGAAGAAUACAAGGUUCUCGAUCAAUUUCUUCACGUCCAUUGGUCUUGGUGGUAUAACGGAAAGCCUGAGGGAGUACUUGAAGAACAUGCCGCGCCUAAUAAUGCAGCAGCAGAAGCCGGAAUCAUUGGAGUCAGAAUCAAGUGGAUCUGAAUCUGGUUCGGAAAGCUCUAGCGCAGGGUCUAGUUCUGAGUCUGAGUCAAAAUCAAGCUCUGAUGAGAGUGACAGGAGGCGGAGUAAGAAGAGGAGGAAAAGGACUUGA